This is a messenger RNA of Penicillium mononematosum, 1344 nucleotides long. RefSeq lists its product as uncharacterized. Gene Ontology annotation, cellular component: endoplasmic reticulum membrane. The record is from RefSeq and is a predicted model, not a curated record. Bases 1 to 1344 code for a protein of 447 amino acids. The transcript is spliced from 2 exons. Gene Ontology annotation, molecular function: dolichol kinase activity. Gene Ontology annotation, biological process: dolichyl monophosphate biosynthetic process. Lineage: Eukaryota; Fungi; Ascomycota; Eurotiomycetes; Eurotiales; Aspergillaceae.
AUGAGUUCGCCGUGGAAAGAAGAACAAGAAGCGACGCCUCGCAUCAGCACACCUUUAAGCCCCGAAGCGUUCGCCGAAGACCUUCGAUUAUUCAAUCGAUCGCCCCAUCCAUACCACAGAAGCCGGCGCCUCGGAUCAUGCACUCCCUCCGAACAAGGCGACCGUCUCCACCCGCUCUCCUCCUACUCCAGGUCCUCGCGAACAACCAGCGACAGCGGCACAGAGGCAGACGAUGAAAGCACCGGUAUCCUAAGGGGAUUACCUGCCCCACCGCUCCGCCCUCGAAAAGGCCUACGAUCUGGCGGAGUCGGUCCCACUGACCUCGAUGACUGGCUGCCGAGCUUGCAACCUUGGCCGUCAUUUGUGCGGCCUAUGUUGCGGACAUCGCGACGGAGCUCAGAGGAGGAACUCGAAGAAGAGGCCUUUGAGGAGAGACUGAGGUUCAGACGGCAGAGACGGGUGGAGGUCCUCCGUCGGUUGUUGGAGGCCGCGCUUCUGCUAUCUGUGGGUGGUGUGGUCUUGUAUCAAGACGGGGCGCGCUCUUUGGCUUGGGAAUGGCGAAAGGAGAUUGCUGCUCAUGGCCUCGUGGUCUUGGGUCUCUAUGCCGCCUAUCCGCUCGUCGUUCGUGCAUCACAGGGCCGAAGCUGGCGCAUAUGGCGCGUCUGGUCUACGAAACGGACAUACUUCUCAAUACCCUCGAGCUUCGAUCCAGCUCCCCUUCUCUAUCCGAUUCUUAUCCCCAUCUUUGUUUCGUUGUCGCUCUCCAACCAUCUCCCGCCACUUAUCAUGCCUAAUAUUGUCCUCAGCUUGUCCUCUUUACCAUCGCCUGUUAUACCGUUUCAGCACCGGACUAAUGAUUUAAAUGGUCUCCAUUGGAUGAUCUCUAUGAUUCCGAUUCUUGUUGCCGAGCAUUUCUCCUUGGACCAUACGGUGCCCAAGCCGCUGACGCUUCGCGGGCUCGACGCGGAAUCUCUAAUACUCCUUUUCCCUUUGCAUCAAGCGUUGAUACCCACUUUAGACUUUUUGUUGACGACCAGCAUUCUUCCCGCUGAGCUGCAGCUUUUGACAACUGCUUUGAUCAACUUGUACUUGUUUGCGGCCUCUCCCCAGAUGGAGAUACUCAAAGCCUUGUUAUGGCUUGGAGGCAUGUGUUUGUUUGCUUCUUGUCGACACAUACUGCGUUGGGAGGUUUCUUUAGCCAGAAUCCCUAGCUGGAAAUUCCGCCGUGCCCCGCAUGGCUCGAAAUCUCUCCGCAAAUUCUUGAACAUGGUGGACCAUCGAGUUUGUGAGAAGUUGAGUAGAACGGGACACGUUCCAUCGGACGGUGCUUCGUCGAGACAGUGA